UUUGUCUGAGUGUCAAAACAUUUUUGACAUGCAGAAGCGAGACUGCAGUAUCAGAAGGAGCCUUUCACGUUAGACACAGAGCUUCCUGUCAGCCUCUGCGAGUCUGUAUCUGUAAACCGUUGACCUUACAAAUGAGCACGCUGCAUCACUGUGAGAAUUGGUGUUUCUGGGCGGUGCAAAGUGGAGUAGAGCACAUCAGAGUGCAGGAUAUCUGAGCACAGCAGCGCACAGAGAGGCAGGCACAUCCGCCGCUGGAGGGAUCAAAUCUGUACCAUCUGACGCUCAAGGAUUUAUGGGUUUAGUCAAAAUUGCUUUUCCCACUGUGGAGAUUAAGCACCGUAGGAUGUUUUCCACUCAGGCCGUAGUGUAGCUGCUGCUGCUGUUGCUGUGUUUCUCCCCUUUUAUCGGCUCCGGCGCUGGAGAAGGGAAUGUCUCAGGGAGGAAGAGUGCUCCAAACCCUGGAGGGGAGUAGAUUCUGACUGACAGGAGAGGUCCGUCCUCUGGGGAAUGUGAACCAUGCAGGUGGAUGCUGUUCUUGUGCUCUUCUGUGUUUGGCUCGUGGGUGCAGCUGGGAAAAUGGCCCAGUCGAGGGGUCACAAGCUGGAGACCUACAAACAGAGCAGGUUGCGAAGAGAGACUAGAAUGGAUGGAGGUGGAGGUCACAAAUCUGGAAGCCCAAUUUACAAACGAAGCCCAGACAUGACAAAAUCACCGAUGACGAAAUCUGAGCAGCUCCUGAGAAUAGAUGACCACGAUUUCACCAUGAGACCAGCGUUCGGAGGCCCUCCAAUUCCUGUUGGAGUAGAUGUUCAGGUUGAAAGUCUGGAUACCAUCUCUGAAGUAGAUAUGGACUUCACUAUGACACUGUACCUGCGUCACUACUGGAAGGAUGAGCGGCUGGCGUUCCCGAGCACCAACAACCAAAGCAUGACCUUUGACAGUCGCCUGGUGAAGAAGAUCUGGGUUCCUGACAUGUUCUUCGUCCACUCCAAGCGCUCUUUCAUCCACGACACCACCACUGAUAACGUCAUGCUGAGGGUUUAUCCUGAUGGCAACGUCCUCUACAGUCUCAGAGUCACUGUCACUGCAAUGUGCAACAUGGACCUUAGCCGCUUCCCUCUGGACACCCAAACCUGCUCGCUGGAGAUUGAGAGCUAUGCCUACACAGAUGAUGACCUGAUGUUGUACUGGAAGAAAGGGAACGAGUCCCUGAACACUGACGAUAGAAUAUCUCUGUCCCAGUUCCUCAUCCAGAAAUUUCACACCACCACCAAGCUGGCUUUCUACAGCAGCACAGGCUGGUACAAUCGUUUGUACAUCCACUUCACCCUGCGGCGCCACAUCUUCUUCUUCCUGCUGCAAACCUACUUCCCGGCCACUCUGAUGGUCAUGCUGUCCUGGGUGUCCUUUUGGAUCGAUCGUAGGGCCGUACCCGCCAGGGUGCCCUUAGGCAUCACCACAGUGUUGACCAUGUCCACCAUCAUCACCGGGGUCAACGCCUCCAUGCCACGGGUCUCCUACAUUAAGGCAGUGGACAUUUACCUCUGGGUCAGUUUUGUUUUUGUCUUCCUGUCGGUGAUAGAGUACGCGGCGGUCAACUACCUGUCCACUGUACAGGAGAGGAAAGAGAGGAAGCUGAGGGAGAGACUGCCGUGUACCUGUGGCAUCGGCAACCCAGACGAGAUGAUGAUCGACCCCCAGAUCACUGGCUAUGGGUCUAUGGAUGUCAACACCACAGGGAAUUAUGGGAUGCCCGAGAAUGGCGGCCGCCAGGAACGAAUCUUGGCGCAGGUGGCACUGAACGACCCGCAAAUAGCAAGCCAGGUGAAGCCGUCCAGAGGCUAUGUGAACAUUUGGAUAGACACCCACGCCAUAGACAAGUACUCGAGGGUUGUCUUUCCUGGUGCGUACAUCCUCUUUAACAUCAUCUACUGGUCCAUCUACUCGUAACACGGGAUGCAGAAGUGCAACCAGUAACUGUGGCCGUCGUCCAUGACGAGACUCCAGGAGCUCAGCCCAUUUUGUACAAGAGCAGGAGAGGUGACAGUUUUCAGACAGAGGAACUGCUCAUAAGAUGCAUGGAGACCAUUGACAGACUGGUGACCAUUGCCUUCUUGACCCAGCCACUUAAAACUGAGGUACUGACAAACGGGACAGUCGUCGUCACUGGUUUUGUCAAUCCACCAAAUCUAUGUGGUUUUAUGUUGUGACUGUACUGCUGUUGACGGAAAGGCGUUUGGAUAUUGUUGCCGCCUGAGGACCUACCGCAUACUCAGAUAAUAGUGCAGUUUAACUCAGCUAUGUUUCAACUCUUGAUGCAGUAACUGACCACACAACAGCUACCCUGGCUUUGUCUAGCACCUUUAAAGCACACAGUUUUACUAGUAAUAUCUGUGUAAAAGCAAGAAUUUAGCCAUUUUGCAGAUGGUAAUGUGCCGGACUAUUUCUUUGCUGGGACCAGUAACUUCCUGGAGUCUCGGCUGUUACUGCUCCAGGACAUAACGUCCUGUAAAAUGACAAAUUGAUGUUUUUACACCUCAGUUUUUAUAUGGAUUAUCAAAUGAGAUAUAACACAUUAAUAAGUGAGCUGUAGAAGUGCUGGUUGGCAGAUUUGUUUUGAAGUGUUAAACAGAGCCAGGCUAGCUGUUUCUCCAUUUCCUUUUUUUGUGCUAAGCUAAGCUAAUCAGCUCCUGGCUGUAGCUUCAUAUGUAGUCUUCAGAUAUGAGACUGAUAUCAGUCUUCUCGUCAUCGCAAGAAUGCAUAUAGGUGUGAUUUUUCAAAAUGUGGAACUAUUCCUCUACCAGAUGAUCAGAUUUUUCUUAUUCUUGAAGUUCAAUUCUUCUAUUGCAGCACGUUAGUAUGAUUCAUUAUAUGUAAAAAAUGUUGUGAUCUUUGUAUGAGUGCAGUUAUGCAUUGCAUUAGUGUAAUUUGACACAGUUUAGGAAAAAAGCAAAACAAUGCAGUCUAUUAAAAUCACAAAUGUAAAACUAUAUGUUUAGUAAAUCCCAAAUAUUGAUAAUAAUAUUGACUUAUUUUUUAAAUGUCCUUAUUUCUUCUUUUUUUUAUACAACGGAAGCUCAUCUCCUCUGUCUGGUGUUGUGAGGCUUUGAGGUUCACUGUGACCUGUUAGUUGCUAGUUUUAUUGUCUUUUUCAGCUUAAGACAACUUUGUACUUUGUUAAGCAAGAGAUAUUAAGAACAUCUUUCGGUGGUUCAUAAAAAAAUGUAUUAACCAAAAAUACAGAUAUAAAAUUUUACUCUUGAAAGAUGUUACAUGUGCGAAAAUGUUUAAUAAAUGUUUUGUUUUCUGAAAAUGUGAACAUUAUUUGAGCAGAGUUUAGGUGCUGAACAACAAAAACACAAUACUGUACAUUUUAAAUCUCCUCCAUGUAAUUUAUUGAUUUUGUGCAAAUAGAAAUUGAUUGAGAUGCAUGGCUGAAAAUGCCUUUCUUUUUCCAUAUACGUCAAUUAAAAUCAACUUAAAACAAACAAAAACAGAAAAAUUUGUGAUAACAAAUUUUGUGUCAGUUGAAUCACAAGGUAACAUUUUACUGGUGCGACUCCUCAAGUCUUGGUCCCCAAGAAAAUCCUAUUUUCCUGCUCUCCUAUACAGCAUAUUUAAACUGUGCCGGAGGAUAAGCUUUCACAGGUAUUAGACAUUUGAUUCCUACCAGCUCCAGGGUUUCUCUUCCCUCUCUGGCACAGGUCUGAUUGCUGAUGAGCAUUCAUACCAAAUCACAUAAACUGGAUCUUCUGUAAUAACAUUAACUGCUCAUGUCACUUAAUUUUUAUAUAUAUAUAUAUAUAUAUAUAUAUAUAAGGUGAACCAAUCAGAAGUGGUAUUGCUUUGACUUCUGCAUCUUGUGUGUGUGUGUGUGUGUGUGUGUAUAGUGUAAGUCAUAAAAACAUCAUAGUACAGUAAGAUAUAGAAGUGUAAGGUGUUCAUUUACAAGCAUAUAACUUUGACUUAAGAAUCUAAGUGAUGUUUGAGAUAUAUAUAUAUAUAUAUAUAUAUAUA
Molecule: messenger RNA, 4017 nt
Organism: Seriola aureovittata
Lineage: Eukaryota; Metazoa; Chordata; Actinopteri; Carangiformes; Carangidae
Product: gamma-aminobutyric acid receptor subunit rho-1
Exons: 10
Coding region: 517-1950 (477 amino acids)
Biological process (GO): nervous system process; signal transduction; monoatomic ion transmembrane transport
Cellular component (GO): GABA-A receptor complex; neuron projection; membrane
Molecular function (GO): GABA-A receptor activity; neurotransmitter receptor activity; extracellular ligand-gated monoatomic ion channel activity
Source: RefSeq, a predicted model, not a curated record